AAAAAAUUAAAAAAAAAGGAUUCUUACAUGAGUGCCACUUCUUGUAGUUAUUCUUACGAAGAAGCCACGCGUGGGUUAAUCCUCAUCAUCAUGUGUUGAUAUAAGUCCCCAGGCCUUGAUCCAGCUGAUAGGAAAAUCGAUUGUGGAUUAUUAAUCAAUCUGAUUAAUUGACGUUUGUCAUGGCUCGUGAUAUUUGGACAACAAGAGUGAUUGACAGAAGGAACGCAAUUUCAUUCUAGUUCUCAUUAUUGUGGAUGAUGUGAAAUAGUGGGAGAUAAAAUAUUUGAAAUAUCUCCGGAGAGAAAAUAUUGAUGAGUAUUUUGGAUCGGCGUUGUUGGCACUGGGGAGAAUUCCGAUGGAGGGAUCGAGGAAAUUGAAAAAAAGGGAAUUGAGCGAAUCUGCACCGAAUCUAGAUAUUGGAGGCACUGGAGGGUUUCAUGGGAGUGAAAUGCCACCUGAUGAGGAUGAAGGACGUGAAACUGACGGUCUCAAAAGGGGACACAGCCUUAGGCUGCCCCCAGCUAAUGAGGAUCCCGGUGGGCCACUCCGUCGAGGCGGUUCACUAAAUUUUCGUCAGGCUCGAAUCGAUGGGAAGAACUUGUGUGUACCAGUGGAUAUCCUGAAGAGAACACAAAAUGACAGAACCCUGACAUCCGGUCUGCCUCCAGCCAGGACCCCAUCACCUGCUCCAACACCACCUGCCCCUGAACAUCUAGCUGUCAAUUUACUCCAGCUCGGAUGUCCCCUCGUUUCCAUGCCCAGACCUCGUGGAGGAGUUGGUUCGGAGCAUCAUCCACACAGUAGUGACAGUGAUGACUCCAUUCCGUAUCAUCAAGGCCGUUACCAACGCGAGGGUCAUGGCCACCCAGCUGGUGGUGGUGGUCAUCCAGCCGAGGGAUAUGGACUACCAAAGGUUCAGGUAUCAGCUCCCACAGGAUCUGAGACUCCCAACAUUAACGGGUCUGCUGGAUCUAUAGGAGCUCGUUCUGCACCCAGUACUCCUCUCCAGGCUGUAGGAAGCACCCAACAUUCAUCUCAGGACAAACAUCCCCAGCAGUCAUCAGCAGGUGGUUCACAGCUGACUGUUGCAAGCCACACAGCACCUCCAAGAAGCCCCAGUCAUGCAGCGUUGCAGAAAUGCAACGACAGCCAAUUGUCGAAACCUCUGAGCAGAAGUACUCCGUCGAUGACUGGAGGCUCGCAAGCUCCCGCUGCAACCGCAAAAUCAUCUACAAGAUCACCCACAGCCACCAGUAGUGCAAGACAGAAGAAAUUUAAUCGUCAUUUCACACAGAUUGGAUCUGAUAACUCAAACAACAGUAUCGCCAGCUCAAGUAGGAAUAUGGAGGUCUACUCUCAGAUAUCAACUGAGACCGAGCACGAUGAUUGCAAUUUUAAUUGCAGUACUGGCAGCCCUCUAUAUCUCAGCUGCUCUCAUGAUGGUCAGAAUCGAUAAACUUCACACUGCGUAUCUGAAUCAUCCCCUGGCGUCCCCCGAAAAAUUCACUCAGGAGCGACUACUGCAUUAUCUCAAUACGAAUCUUGAUCAGAUUGUCAAGGUUCGACAGAGUUUGCAAACAUUGUCUCAACAAUUUGUGACAAUGGGACAGGAGAAUGAUCAUUAUUCGAGGGCAGGUGGGAAAGGAGAGCCUGAGGAUGCACCAAGUUAGCCCUCGAAGUGGUCAUCUGAUACCGUAACAAUUCGAAAUGUUAAUAAUAAGAGUUCCCUUCACCUCGCUAGCGUAUGAAACGCCCCAUUUAUUAUUCUACCACAAUGAAAUAAUAAUAACCAUAAUUACCUGCGUGAUGAUACAAGCGUUCUUAUCGAGAGGAAUUUACCACAGAGUGAUUGAUUGAAGGGAAGGGCUCUUUAUCAAUGUAUGUUAUAAACAGAUGAAGUUUGAGGGAUCAGUCGCUCUGAGGUACCUCCUGGGAGUCACUAGGACCUAGGGUUCCAGAUGGGAACGACGUAGGCUAAUGAAAAAAAAAGAGUAUAAGACAAUUUAAAAACAAAACAUGAAGGUAAACCUAGAGAUUAGGUUGCUUCGCAGAACCAAGAGAUAUUCAAUUUUAACCGCAUAAAAAUUAAUUGUUUAUUGACAGGAGUAAGUGGGGGAAUCUAUCGGAUGGAGAAUAUUUUCCGGGACUGUAAUUUCCAUUUUCCUUUUUUUAAGUUUUUACAACUAGUCAGUGUGCCCUUAGUAAUUAUUGUUCCUCUCAUUUUUCUCUUUAUUCAUGAGAAAGAAAAUAGUUUACGAUAUAUUUUUUUUUCUGCUCAAGUGCAUAAAUUGACAGCUAGUCGAGAUGAAAAUCAAAUACCGAUAAUUUGUACCAGAUUUCAUGACGUACAUCAGGUAUUACAUUUAGAUUUGUCACGUUGAAAAUCUUUGAGAGAAAAAGGAAUUUUCUCCUUCACUCAUUUAAUUCUUUUCCCUUUUUUUGUAUGAAAAGAAUCAACUUGAAAUAAUUUUUUCUUUAUGAACAGACGCAUAAAUCUAUAACUAGUCUCAAUGGAAAUUAUAUUUUGUUAUUGCAAAUUGAAAAGAUUCAACAAAAUCUGGCGAUAUUAAAUCUACGACAAAAACCCAUUUAAAAAAUCGUACUACAAACUCAAUUUCCAUUUUUUUAUCGCUACAAAAAUGCAUCAGAAGAUAUUGCUCUUAACUUUAAUCAAUAUUUGAAAGAAAUGCAUGAAGACAAAAAUCCCCUGCUUACUUGAUCGUUCCUACUAGUCGAAAGAGAGGAAUGAUUAAAAAAUGUUAAUCCAUAGAGGAAUCAAUUCCAAAAUAAUUCUCCCAGAAUUAACCAAUACUGUUGAUUGAUAAUUAAACAUUAUUUGGUGGGCGAGGGGAGGGGGAAAGGAGGGGAUCAAGGGGAAUGCUGGUGAAAAGACAAAAUCUAAAAAAUGAAUGACGUGAAGGUGAUUGACUGUGAUAAUAUAUGAUUGAGAAUUUAAAGCAUAAAAUUUAAUUUCUGGCAUAAAUUUUGAGUCUCCGGUCCUCUUGCGCGUCCACGGUCCUACGAAAUUCAAUAAAAAAAUACUGUUUCCACUUAAUUAAAAAGUUUAUUGAAAUAAAACGAACAAAAAAAUGAAGAA
Molecule: messenger RNA, 3097 nt
Organism: Fopius arisanus
Lineage: Eukaryota; Metazoa; Arthropoda; Insecta; Hymenoptera; Braconidae
Product: GRAM domain-containing protein 3
Biological process (GO): intracellular sterol transport
Cellular component (GO): endoplasmic reticulum-plasma membrane contact site; plasma membrane; endoplasmic reticulum membrane
Molecular function (GO): sterol transfer activity; sterol binding
Source: RefSeq, a predicted model, not a curated record